Juglans microcarpa x Juglans regia is the source of this 1608-nucleotide messenger RNA. Its product is annotated as transcription factor TCP5. Gene Ontology annotation, cellular component: nucleus. Bases 378 to 1379 code for a protein of 333 amino acids. NCBI's taxonomy places the organism in Eukaryota, Viridiplantae, Streptophyta, Magnoliopsida, Fagales, Juglandaceae. The record is from RefSeq and is a predicted model, not a curated record. Gene Ontology annotation, molecular function: DNA-binding transcription factor activity; sequence-specific DNA binding. The transcript has 3 exons.
AAUUACUGAUGAUGAUGAUGAUGAUCUACAAACUCAGAUUUUACCAUAUAGCCCCAUCAUGAUGUUUUCCCCCAGCUUCCACUGUGCGUGCCAGAUCAUGAUGAUAAUCAGCCUCUUUCAUCUGUUGAAAAAAGAGGAUGAAAACUUUACUACAAAUUGACCAAGCAGCCGCCUUUUACCCAGCUAGCUGCUGCUCUCCAUGACUUAGUCGAUAGAUCUAAGCUGAGCAUUCUUGAAGACUUUUUUGGGACUAUGGCAAGCAUAUUAUUAUAUGCAUUCUCAUCCUCAUUUAUGUUGGAUAAUCAAUAGCUAGCCUGCUCGCAGCAUGCCAGCUGAGAAGAGUUUCUUUGCCUCAUCCCAAUAAUGAGAGAAGUAAGAUGAUCACAAAAUCAAGAGACAAAGAUGUUCAAGCUAAGCAAGAAAGCCCAACCGAUUACAGAAAGUGUACUUCAUCAAGGCAAUGGUCAAGAUCUAGAAAUCCAAGGAUUGUACGUGUCUCUCGUUCUUUUGGAGGAAAAGACAGGCACAGCAAGGUUUGCACCAUAAGGGGAUUGAGGGACAGAAGAAUUAGGCUUUCAGUGCCCACAGCAAUUCAGUUGUACGAUCUACAAGAAAGGCUGGGGCUUAGUCAGCCCAGCAAAGUCAUAGAUUGGUUGCUUGAUGCCACUAAACAUGAUAUUGAUCAACUUCCACCACUACCAAUUCAUCAGGGAUUUGGUCAAUUCCAUGAACAAUUUUCCCAUGAACCAAGCACAUCUGAUCAGUACUCUUCUGUCAUUUCUUCAUUCGAUGCAAAUGCUGCAUUUAUAAAGGAAGUUGCUGAUAAAGGAAAGUGGGUCAAAACAAAUGAAGAAGAUCAGAUUCAGUAUGGAAUUGGUGGACAAAAUCCAAAUCAAAAGCUUUUCCCUACGCCAAAUCAUUCCUAUUCCUCUUCCUUACCAGGAUUGCUAAACAAUGCCGUGGCCUACAAUUCUUACUAUAAUUCUGAGCCUUCUGCUUUAUCUUUAUCUCAGUUUGAAAGCCAUGGAUUAUCUCCAUCACAUAUAGAUCAUCAUUCCCAUACAAGCAAUGCCAUACCAGUACAGCUUCCAUCUGGGUCUCAAUAUUUUUUCUGUCCAUCUUCAACAACAUUACCAGCAGUUUUUACUCCAUAUCCUUCCUAUAUUUCGACCCUAAUAGAGAGUGACCCAAGACAGAUCAACCAUAUCCAAUUGUUGAGCUCAAGUUCACAGCAUGUUCUACCUCAUCAUCCUGGCCUCAUUCCAUCUCUUCAUUCAAUUGGAUCACCUUUGAAGCCCUUUGCAGCAAAUGAUCAGAAUCCCAUGCUAAUUCCUCAAUCACAUCCCAACAAUCAUCAGAGCAAACUGGAUCGAUCAUAAGGAUAGCAGUGGUUCUUAAUUAUUUUGCCUUCUUGAUAUCAUUCUACGGUUAGCUUAUCAUGGAUGGAUAUGUUCAACAACUGGCAGGCCAGAGAGGAAUCAUGAUCAGUUACAAGUAAGACACUCAAAACAAAACAAAAAAAUUCCUGCAUCUAACCCAUGAUUUGCAGAAAAUGGUGAUCAUGAUCAUGUCAAUACAUGCAAGUUUGUAAUGAUUAUAGUACUUGAG